Molecule: messenger RNA, 2105 nt
Organism: Xenopus laevis (African clawed frog)
Lineage: Eukaryota; Metazoa; Chordata; Amphibia; Anura; Pipidae
Product: proteinase-activated receptor 3
Exons: 2
Coding region: 63-1211 (382 amino acids)
Source: RefSeq, a predicted model, not a curated record
GUGCAGGUCAGCACAGAGGUUUAAGAAGAGCGAUCUACCGACCAAAACUCAGCUGCUGAAUCAUGGAGCUGAAACGAUCCAGAACGGCUUAUUGGAUUCUAUGCAUUAUUUUACUGACAAUUUCUCUCUUCAGUGCUACAAGAGCUGCCUGUUCUAAUGUCAAGGAACCAAGUGAAAUUGUUCCACAAAAGGGAAGGUUCUAUAAACCUGAUAAUUGUAACUCAUCAAUACUUGACAAUGAUAUUAAGCAUCAUUUGCAAUCUUCUGUUACAACUAUCAUUAUUCCAGCUGUAUACACCUUGGUGUUGGUCUUGGGACUUCCAGCAAAUCUCAUAGCCCUCUGGGUCCUCGGAUUCAAGUCCAAGAAGAUGCCAUCUACACUUCUACUAAUUAACCUGGCUGCUGCUGACUUGCUGUUUAUGUUAGCCCUACCUUUUAAAAUAAUAUAUUACUAUCUUGGAAACAACUGGAUUUUUGGGGAUAUCCCCUGUGGGGUUGUCACAGCAAUCUUCUAUGGAAACAUGUAUUGCUCUGCAUUAUUCCUUAUGGCCAUUAGCAUUGACCGCUACAUCGCUCUGGUCCAUCCAUUUUCAAAAAAAUGCUUAAGAGGAUGGGGAUCUUCAGUUGGUGCUGCUGUUGUAAUUUGGCUUGUGGUAGCAGCAGGAAUGUCUGCAUUUCUCAUUGUCCCACAGACUAAAACAUUUCGAAUACCAAAUAUCACCACAUGCAAUGAUGUCUAUCCCCUCUGCACUGGCUACGACUGGUACAGAAUUUAUUUCCUUGGACUUUUCUCUAUAGGAUUUGCCCUCCCAUUGGCUGUAAUCUUGUUCUGUUACAUGUCAAUUCUUGUAGUGUUAAUAAAGAGCAGAGGAUCUCAUAGACAUGUGAUAAAAAUAAUCAUCUUGGUACUUAUUACAUUCAUCCUCUUCUUCACUCCGAGCAACAUUUUGCUUUUACUUCAUUACCAGGAGAACCAAUGGGAAUGUCACAACCAACUCUACUUUUGGUAUGUGAUUGCAUUGUCCUUAACCUCUAUGAACAGCUGUACUGAUCCUGUCCUUUACUAUUAUAUGUCAGAAGACUUCCAGACUCUGGCGAAGGCCACGUUUUGUGGUAGCAAAGAAAAAAACAACAGCUUACUAGCAAGUACCAAAAGUUCUAAACUGUACUCAUCUUCAGAUAACAAGCAGUCAGUAAGAACGGAUUCUUAGCAAGCACGACAUGAACUCACAUCUGAUAAUACUGACUAAUUAACAAGAACUUCUGGAUUACAAAUGAAUUAUUACCAGAUAAUUAUAUCAAAUCAUGAAGCAUCGUGUCAUGUUUUUAAGGAGGGGUGGAAACAAGUGACUAAUAUAAAACUCUAUCUAUUAUAAACUCUUUAAACUCUAAUCUAUUAUAUGUUAUAUAGUUUGAUUCCUGACAUGCAGUAAAAUAGUGGGGCUAAUGUAUGAAAAUAAGCAAGUUCACAUAACUUAUUUUGACAAGUUAAAAUACAUGUAAGACAUGGUUACUGUAUGUAAAUAAGAAUGUUUUUAAAAGAAAUGUUGCAUAUAUUUUGAAAAAUUACUGAACAUAAGUUAUGAGGUAUUGCUAAGCAUAGUGGCCCCAAGAUGUUGCACUCUAUCAUUAUGUAUUGUGCAAUUUCGCAAGGGUAAGUACAGAUCGGGCAGCUGGUGAUGAGCAUUUCCUUCAGCAAAUAGCAACAUGGCAAACCCUUUACCCCAUUAAUGGAAGUCAUUUGGAGGGGUUGGACUUGAUGGACAAUUUUUCAGCCCAAAUAUUUUAUGUAAUCGUACAACUAAUGAGGGCAACGUUCCUUUAAUCGCUUUUCAGCACGUUAACCGUCUUGUAAAAAAUGACAAAUCAUUAGUCUUAUCCUUAUAAAAUAUUGCCGCUCAGAUGAUGUGCAGCACCAACAAAGCUGCAGUGUGUAUUGCUGUGUUGAUUGUAAAGUUAAUUGUAAAGUGAUACUGGAUGAAUUUAUGGUUUUAUGGGUAAUUAUUAUACAGUAAGCAAACUAGUCAGACACUUUUUAUUUUCUUAAUUGCUUUUAAAUAUAAAAAGUUAUUAAAGUCCAAUAAAAUUGGUAUUGCACAAUGAAA